AUGAAAGACCCGCGCUCCGCAAAGCGCCGUCGAGUCUCCGAUGCUGCCGCCGUAGACGAAGACGGGGAUAUCGAGAUGCACGACGACGGCACGACGCCGCAGAAGGAAGUUGAUGAUAACAACCGCGCCACGACGCCAACACCUUCAAGGACGGGACUGCGAUCAAGUGGAAGACAACGAAAGGCGCCGCAGCGGUACGAAGACGAACCCGUGCAAACACAGUCAGCGCGGAAGCGGCGGGCCGGGAAUACGUCUACGCCGGCGCGCGCUACGCCUCGGUCUACGCGCGGGAAGUCGCAUGUUUCGGAGACGGGGAGUGAGAAGGGGGUAGAAGAGGGAGAAGAAUCCAAAGAUGAUGAAGAAGAGGAGGAGGAGCCGUCAGAGGCAGAGCCGGAGCCUGACUCGGAUUCAGAUCCAGAGGUUGGACCCGGGUCGCCGAAGCCAAGGGCCAGGAGGGCGGCGGCUACCAGGGCAAGGCCGAAGAGGGCUUCUGUGCGGUUUACGGAUACGGAUGGUGGUGCUUCUAAGGCUGUGAAUGGAGAUGGGGAGGGACAGUCGCCGGCUGCUGCUGAUGAUUUCCAGGAUGGGCUGGAUGAUCUUGUUAGUAUGCAGCUUCAGCAGGAUCUUGUCCAGGACUACACAAAUGGAGGUGCGCACAGGAUUGAAGAAGGUGAGGCAAUAGUGGCGGAGGAGCCGCUGCCUCCCUAUGCGGAGCAGUUUCAACAGCUUGUUCAGGGCGGCUAUGCGAAAGAAGUGCGACUCUUGACGAAGACGGUCAUCUCGAAGCUCAAUGGGAAGAGACUGGUUCCGCUCAAGGGAUUGGAGAACGAGUAUCACAAGGUUCAUCAAUUACUCGAGCAGACUAUUACUGUUGGAGAGGGCAAUUCAUUGCUUCUUCUUGGGUCGCGAGGCUCAGGCAAAACGGCUAUCAUCGAGACCAUAGUCUGUUCUCUCGCGAAAGAGCACAAGAACGACUUUCAUGUUGUCCGGCUCAAUGGCUUUCUACAUACAGAUGACCGAUUGGCCUUGCGAGAGAUAUGGCGGCAGCUUGGCCGUGAGACUGAUACUGCAGAGGAGGCCGGCAAGGUCACCAGCUACGCAGACACGAUGGCAACCCUCCUUGCGCUUCUAUCACACCCCGAGGAGCUUCGGGGCUCCGCAGAUGAUCAAGAUGGCACGACGACGAGGACAGCCAAGUCAAUCGUCAUCGUUCUCGAUGAAUUUGACCUAUUUGUCACGCACCCGCGCCAAACGCUCCUCUACAACCUGUUCGACAUCGCGCAGGCGCGCAAGGCCCCACUGGCGGUGCUAGGAGUGACCACCAAGGUAGACGUGACGGAGGCGCUGGAAAAGCGAGUCAAGAGUCGUUUCAGCCACCGAUCGGUCUAUGUCCCCCUCCCGAGAACAUUUGAGGUAUUUUCCGACGCUUGUCUCGCCGGGCUGGACCUAGCAGACGAUGAAACCCCGGAGUUCUUGGAAGGAUUCGACUCCGACGAGCUGUCGAUCGCCAAGUCCGAGGCCUGGAGAACGGCAUUGGAACGGUGGAGAGUGUAUCUGCAGGGACUAUGGGCCGACCCGGCAUUUCAAACCCACUUGCGCAGGAUCUACCACCAGACGAAAUCGAUCAAGGAAUUCUUCACGAGCGCACUCAUCGGCAUCACAGAUCUCCAUCACAGCACCAUCGCCAACACCACAUCUCCAUUCCCAACCACUGCCGUCGCAGUCCCCACCCCGGCCACAUUCUCAGACAAUCUCCUCUCCUGCCCUGACCCCCCACCCCUCCCCUUCUCAGCAUCAAUAAGCAAUUCCUCAAGCCCCUCUUCCCUCCCACUCUCCCUCCUCCUCGCUGCAACCCGCCUAGCAGCCCUCUACGACCCAAGCCUCGAAUCCGCCGCCCAGACACAGCAGCAGGCGGACCUCGCCCCGCUAGCGCUCUCCUUCCCGGCCGCCUACGCCGAGUAUGUGCGGCUCCUGACGUCCGCCAAAACCUCGGCGUCGGUCUCCGGCGCCUCUGUGACACCGGGGCGUGUCUGGGGGCGGGACGUCGCGCGCGAGGCCUGGGAGCGGCUCGUGAGCUGGGGGCUUAUUAGUCCUGUCGGUGGCGGGAGUGGGACGGCGGAUGGGCGCAUGUUCCGUGUUGAGAUCAGUCUCGAAGAAGUGGUGGGGAUGGCUGGGUCUGGGGGUUCGUUGGGGAGGUGGUGGCGUGAUGCAUGA
Molecule: messenger RNA, 2214 nt
Organism: Aspergillus calidoustus
Lineage: Eukaryota; Fungi; Ascomycota; Eurotiomycetes; Eurotiales; Aspergillaceae
Source: the annotation of a GenBank genome assembly